AUGGCAGCCGGUCUUCCAAGAACCUACAACGGAACGCGGACGCUUACUCUAGUACAAACAGAUCUAGAAGAUACCGGACAAGAUUCGGCCAACGAGGAAAGUUCUAGGUCGGCGAUUGCUGGUACACUAAUCCUACGAGGUGGCAAUAUCGCCCAAGAUAGGAAAGUAAAAUGGGACGAGAGUGUGAUUGACAAUGAAGGCGCGAACAAAAAAAAAUCAAAAAUUUGCUGCAUAUAUCACAGACCUCGUGCGUUUGGGGAAUCUUCCGAUGAUUCAGACAGCAGUAGCAGUGGUACUGAUAGCGAGUCAGACCAUGGCCAUUGUCAUGAUGAUCAUCACUGUCAUAACGGCCAGGGCAAACGAAAACACAAAAGUCGAUUAGACAAGCGUCCGAACGCUUAUGAACGACAACCGCGAUACAAGGACAGAUCAAAACCACCCACUGGAUCCACUUAA
Messenger RNA from Paraglomus occultum, 456 nucleotides. The record is from the annotation of a GenBank genome assembly. Lineage: Eukaryota; Fungi; Glomeromycota; Glomeromycetes; Paraglomerales; Paraglomeraceae.